GCCUACUGCUGCAAAUAUGUACAUAAUGGAACAAAGAAUGGCGCAGGCUGGGACAGACUUCACGACGAGUUCAGCAUGAUAGUUUCGCUCUGGUAGACACGGCCGAACGCGCCGAAAGUUUGGGCAAAUAUGAUGAGAGCUGCAAAAUGCGGUUCGGCUGCGUUUCUCCUUGCUCUGACGUGCCUCUUGGCGCACAGCGUGUCCUCACCCGUGCGAGCACCAGCACUCGACGCGUUCUUCCAAGAGCUGGACGCGAAUCGGGAUGGCUCCGUGGACGCGUCGGAGGCCUCGAAGUACGUGGAGUCGUCCAUCGGCGGCAGCGAGUUUGACUCGCCCUCGGAAGCCGCGGAGGCCGCCCGGAUGAUUGCGGACACCAUUGACGGGGGCGACGCGGGGUCCACCGUCUCCGUCGAUGAGCUAGACCUGCACCUGCACAACGUCCUCAGUGGCGUGCGGGUGUGGGAGUGGAUACGUCACGGCCUGGGCCUGCCGCAGUAUGCCGAGGCGUUCCGGCGCCACGCCAUCACGCCGCUGGACUUCCCUGUGCUUGUGGAGCGCAACGGCGAGGUGCUGGACAGCGAGCUGGGGAUCUCCAGCCCCUUCCACCGCUCCAAGGUGGUCCGGGCCAUACGCCGCCAGAUACUGGGGCUGGGCCGCCCGCCCUCGGAGCCGCAGGCUGUGGCUUGCAGCACGGUUCCGCCGGGCAUAGGCGGCAGCGGCGGCGCCGGCGGUGGCGCCCCGGCGCCGCGUGUGGCUGUGAUGUGGUCGCCGCCGCUGCACCCGGGGCGGCCGCCGCUGCACCGCUACGUGCUGGAGCGGGCGGCGGCGGACGGCUCCUGGCAGGUGGUGGCGGAGGUGGAUGACGCCGAGCCGGCGGCGGUCAUUGUGGACGAGGCGCCCGCGGCCUCAGCACCCGUGCCGGCGCUGGUGCCCGGCGGCGGCAGCGCGGCGGCGCAGGGCGCCGGCGGCGGGGCGCAGGGGGCGGUGGCGGCGGGGCCGGCGGCGCACGUGGCUCGGGCGCUGUACCGCGUGGGUGCAUGGAACCUGUACGGCCGGAGCCCCUACGGCAUGGCGGCGUGCGAGUUCGAGGUGGGCGGCGGCUCCCAGCUCGUGCCGGUGCCGGUGCUGGUGCCGCCGGCGGGAUACCCGGCGCUGGGGCCGGCUGCCCUCGCCGCAUCGGGCGUGGAGGCCGGCGCAGCGGCUGCUGCGGCAGAGGCUGCAGGCAACCUGACCAUUGACAGCGGCGGCGGCGCUGGCGGCGCAACAACACCGCCCCCGGAGCAGCACCAUCAGCGCCAUCAGCACCACCGGGGGGUGGUGGCAGGCCGCAGCCCUCCUCAGCACCGGCCGCGCGCCACGACCUUCGCGCCCCUACCGGAACUGUUGGAUGCGUUGGACCCACACGACGACCACGACGCCGCAGAGGACCGCGCGGCGGCCCGGCGGCGGCAGGAGCAGCAGCAGGAGCUGUUGUUGCUGCUACUCAAGCAGCACGAGGCGCGCAGCGCAGCUGGCGCGGCGGGCUUGGCGGGGCAGGGGUCUGGAGCGGCGGUGGACGUGGCGGCCGGCGGCGCGCGCGGCGCGGCCGCGAGCAACAAGGGCCGCUCCGGCGGCGUGACUGGAAACACUGGCGGCGGCGGCGGCGGCGGGCUGCUGGCUGGGUGGAGCAGCGUGCUGCUGCUGGUGCUGCCGUGGCUGCUGCGGCUGCUGCCGCUUCCGGUGCUGCAAGCUGUGAUAGCGGCGGUGGCGGCCGCGGGCGCGCGCGCCUGCGCGGCCCUGGGGCUGCAGCCGCCCGAGUGGCUGCUACAGCUGGCUGCCGGCCCGGCGCUACAGCCGCAUGUGCCGCCUCUGGGGCCGUCGCUGCAGGAGUCGCUGCUGCACCUGCACGAGCACCUGCAUCAGCAGCACCAGCACCAGCUGCAGCACGUGGGCCCGGCGGCUGGCGGCGGCGGUGGCGGUGGUGGCGGCGGAGGCGGCGGAGGCGGCAGGACAGGCGCAAGCGCAUUCGGCGCCGCUGGUGCGGGGUGGGACGGCUUGCAAGGCGGAGCGGGCGGCUCCGGCGGUGGGACCGGGAGGGCGGUGUCGGUGACAGGGGCGGCGCCUGCGGCCUCCAGGCCGCAGGCCCUUGCAAGCCCCGUGCCCAUUCCAGGGGGCGGGGCUCGCGGGCGCGUUGGCAGCAGCAACGGCGCCGGCAGCUACUCGGGGGCUGCCGUGGGGCUGGUGGGCUCGGCAGGGGCCGCAGGGGCGCACUACAUGGAUGCAGGGGGCUCGCCGGCGCCUGGGGCCGCGGCGGCGUACGGCAGCCCUGGCGCAGUCGCCACAGGCGGCCGCGGCGGCGGCGCCUUAGCAGGGGUGGGGCUGGGCUUGUUGCAGCGUGCGUCGGCUGGCAUGCACCGCAGCAAUAGCGAGAACGACGUCGCGCAGCCCGGUGCUGCUGCCGGCGGCGGCGGUAGUGGCAGUGGCGGCUACGACGGUGCUGCAGCCGUCGGCGGCAGUGGUGGCAACUACCACUCGCACGCGCCCCCGCACCGCCCUCCCCACCAGUCGCACGUUCACGUUGGCGGCAUGCACGGCAGCAGCAGCGUCGAGGGGCUGCGCACCUCCUCACCCGCCGGCCUGGGCCGCGGCCGCGGGCUGCCCAGCAGCGGAGCCGGCGGCGGCGGCGCCAGCUCGGGCUCCCUGUCCUUAGCAGGAGUGGCGGCGGGUAGCAGCGGCAGCGGCCCUGGCGGCGGCGGCGGCAGUGCCAGUGGGUUGCACGUGGCGCGAAGCAUGGGCGCGCUGGGCGCGGCGGGUGGGACGGGCGACCCCGACGCGGAGGCGGCGGCUCUGGCGGCGGGCGCGGAGAUGCUGGCGGCGGCGGCGGCGGCGGCGCGCAGCGGCCGCGACAAGGACAAGGUGUGCGCGCUGCCCGGGUGCGGCAAGAAGCUGGACCUGCUGCACUACCGUGACUACGCGCGGCGGCACUACUGCGGCCGCUGCCAGCAGACGGUGUGCGGCGCACACACGGCCUACAGCCCGCACGGCGCCACGGGCUCCUGCGGCCACGAGUCGCGGUGCGUGUGUGUGGCCUGCUUCCAGCACUUCAACCCAGCCUACCAGGCCUUCCUGAGGCAGCGGAACACGCUCAAGCCCGCGUCCGGCACGUCGGCGUCCGCGGCCUCGGUGUCGGCGGCGUCGCCGGCGGCGGCAGCUAUGAUGGCGGCGGCGGCGGCCGCGGGUGGCAGCGGCGGCGGCGGCGGCGGCAGUGAUGUCGGCUCGCCUGUGUCGCCCGCGCGCGGCUGGCGGCGGGGCUCCAGUGACGGCAGCGGCGGCGGCGGCGGUUUUCUCUCUGGCGGCGGCGGCAGCGGCGGCGGCAGUGGCGGCGGCUCGGGCAAGAGCGCUUCCAAACUCAUGUGGGAGCGGGCGGCCACCAAGCUGAAAGCCGUGACUCGCUUCAAGCGAGGCGGCGAGGAGGCGCACGCACACCACAUGGAGGAGCAGCAGCUGCAGGAGCAAGAGCAGGCGGCGGCGGCGCAAGGCGGAGGCGCUGCUGGCGGCAGGUCGGAGCGCCUGCCCAGCAUGCAGCGUGUGGUGGAGUGACCAAGCGUGUUGUUGCACAGGGAUUUUGAGAGAGUCGCUCUUGUGUGCAUCAGUUAGCACAUCAGGUGUGCAGCAGGAGGUGGUUGUUUGGCAGGGCAAGGUGCGAGCAGGGGUGGUGUACAGGGACAUCUGCAGGGCUCAGUCCCAGCCAAGGUACAGCGAGCGUGCCAGACUCUUUCUGGUUGUUUAGAUUUUAAUAGUAGAAUUCAGAGGUUAGCAACGAGGCUGCACUGGGUAUCGCAACUAGCGCGCGCUUGGAAGGCCACGCGGUCGGUGUGGGUGGGCGAGUGGGUGUGCGAGUGGGUGCCAGGGUGCUGUGUUUGGCCGCCGGUUCCAUGUCAGCCUGCUCUUCACACACAACCAGGGUCGAAACGCUUUGUCGCUUACAUAAAUUGUAAGCCAAUCGUUUG
Molecule: messenger RNA, 3989 nt
Organism: Chlamydomonas reinhardtii
Lineage: Eukaryota; Viridiplantae; Chlorophyta; Chlorophyceae; Chlamydomonadales; Chlamydomonadaceae
Exons: 6
Coding region: 130-3579 (1149 amino acids)
Biological process (GO): store-operated calcium entry; activation of store-operated calcium channel activity; intracellular calcium ion homeostasis
Cellular component (GO): endoplasmic reticulum; plasma membrane
Molecular function (GO): protein binding; calcium channel regulator activity; calcium ion binding
Source: RefSeq, a predicted model, not a curated record